This is a messenger RNA of Jaculus jaculus (lesser Egyptian jerboa), 2217 nucleotides long. RefSeq names its product UTP4 small subunit processome component (gene Utp4). The record is from RefSeq and is a predicted model, not a curated record. Gene Ontology annotation, cellular component: 90S preribosome; small-subunit processome; t-UTP complex. Gene Ontology annotation, molecular function: protein binding; RNA binding. Gene Ontology annotation, biological process: maturation of SSU-rRNA from tricistronic rRNA transcript (SSU-rRNA, 5.8S rRNA, LSU-rRNA). The coding region runs from base 70 to 2130 and encodes 686 amino acids. NCBI's taxonomy places the organism in Eukaryota, Metazoa, Chordata, Mammalia, Rodentia, Dipodidae. The transcript has 17 exons.
GCCCGGGCGGGAGAGGGAGAGACCGGCGAGGUCCCCGGCGAGCGAGCGAGUUCGUGCGGGGCCGUAGGUAUGGGUGAAUUUAAGGUCCAUCGAGUGCGUUUCUUUAAUUAUGUUCCAUCAGGAAUCCGCUGUGUGGCUUACAAUAACCAAUCAAACAGAUUGGCUGUUUCACGAACAGAUGGCACUGUGGAAAUUUAUAACUUGUCAGCAAACUAUUUUCAGGAGAAAUUUUUCCCAGGUCAUGAAUCUCGCUCUACAGAAGCCUUGUGUUGGGCAAAUGGACAGCGACUCUUCAGUGCUGGACUCAAUGGAGAAAUUUUGGAGUAUGACUUACAGGCGUUAAAAAUCAAGUAUGCUCUGGAUGCCUUUGGAGGACCUAUUUGGAGUAUGUCUGCCAGCCCCAGUGGCUCUCAACUUUUGGUUGGCUGUGAAGAUGGAUCUGUGAAACUAUUUGAAAUCACCCCAGACAAAAUCCAGUUUGCAAGAAAUUUUGAUCGACAAAAAAGUCGCAUCCUGAGUCUCAGCUGGCAUCCCGCUGGUACCCACGUUGCAGCUGGCUCCAUAGACUACAUUAGUGUGUUUGAUGUUAAAUCAGGAAGUGUUACUCGUAAGAUGGCCGUAGAUAGGCAACACUUAGGUGUGUCUAAGAGGAUUUGUAUUGUAUGGGGUGUGGCCUUCCUGUCUGAUGGCACCGUCAUAAGCGUGGACUCUGUUGGGAAAGUACAGCUGUGGGACUCCAUUACUGGGACGCUUGUCAAGAGCCAUCUCAUUGCAAAUGCUGAUGUGCAGUCCAUUGCUGUUGCUGAUCAAGAAGAUAGUUUCGUGGUGGGAACAGCUGAGGGCACAGUAUUCCAUUUUCAGCUGGUCUCCAUGAAUUCUAACAGCAGUGAGAAGCAGUGGGUGCGGACAAAACCAUUCCAACACCACACUCACGACGUGCGCGCCGUGGCCCACAGCCCAACAGCUCUCAUAUCUGGAGGCACUGACACCCACUUAGUCAUUCGUCCUCUCAUGGAGAAGGUGGAAGUAAAGAAUUAUGAUGCUGCUCUGCGAAAAAUCACCUUUCCCCAUCGGCGUCUCAUUUCCUGUUCUAAAAAGAGACAGCUUCUCCUCUUCCAGUUUGCUCAUCACUUGGAACUCUGGCGGCUGGGAUCCACAGUUGCAACAGGCAAGAAUGGGGAUACACUUCCACUUUCUAAGAAUGCAGAUCACUUAUUGCACCUCAAGACAAAGGGCCCUGAGAACAUUAUUUGCAGCUGUAUCUCCCCAUGUGGAAGUUGGAUAGCCUAUUCAACAGCAUCCCGCUUUUUCCUCUACCGACUGAAGUAUGAACAAGAUAGCAUAAGCCUCCAAAGGAUUUCCAAAAUGCCAGCAUUCCUUCGUUCUGCCCUUCAUAUUUUAUUUUCUGAAGAUUCAACAAAGCUCUUUGUGGCAUCAAAUCAAGGACCUCUACAUAUCAUUCAGCUCUUGGAAGGAAGCUUCAAACACCUGCAUACUUUCCAGCCUCAGUCAGGGACAGUGGAGGCCAUGUGUCUUCUAGCAGUCAGCCCAGAUGGGAACUGGCUAGCCGCGUCAGGUACCGAUGCCGGCGUUCACGUGUUCAACCUGAAGCGCCUAAAGCUUCAUUGCACAGUACCUGCUUACAAUUUUCCAGUGACUGCUCUUGCCAUCGCCCCCAAUACCAACAACCUUGUCAUCGCUCACUCUGACCAGCAGUUAUUUGAGUUCAGCAUCCCAGAGAAGCAGUAUACAGAAUGGAGCCGGACUGUCCAGAAGCAGGGGUUUCACCACUUGUGGCUACAGAGGGAUACUCCCAUCACACACAUUAGUUUUCAUCCCAAGAGACCAAUGCACAUCCUCCUCCAUGAUACCUAUAUGUUCUGCAUCAUUGACAAGUCAUUGCCCCUUCCAAAUGACAAAACUGUUCUCUACAAUCCGCUUCCUCCAACAAAUGAAUCAGAUGUCGUCCUGAGGCGCACCGCCCAUGCUUUUAAAAUUUCUAAAAUAUAUAAGCCCUUACUCUUCAUGGAUCUUUUGGAUGAAAGGACACUCGUGGCAGUUGAACGGCCUCUAGAUGACAUUAUUGCUCAGCUCCCACCACCUAUCAAAAAGAAGAAAUUUGGAACUUAAAACUGGGCACUGCCUGUGUCCAUCUUUGAACUGUCUUCCCUGGAUUUUCUUUCCUCCUAAUCAUGAUAAUAAAAAAGUUAUUCUUUA